Messenger RNA from Pungitius pungitius (ninespine stickleback), 2406 nucleotides. RefSeq names its product vascular endothelial growth factor c (gene vegfc). The record is from RefSeq and is a predicted model, not a curated record. Gene Ontology annotation, biological process: vascular endothelial growth factor signaling pathway; positive regulation of angiogenesis; vascular endothelial growth factor receptor signaling pathway. Gene Ontology annotation, cellular component: membrane. Gene Ontology annotation, molecular function: chemoattractant activity; vascular endothelial growth factor receptor 3 binding; growth factor activity. Lineage: Eukaryota; Metazoa; Chordata; Actinopteri; Perciformes; Gasterosteidae. The transcript has 7 exons. The coding region runs from base 207 to 1478 and encodes 423 amino acids.
AACGAAAGAAAAGAGUAAGAGGGGGGUGGGGGGAGAAAAACAGAUAGAAAGAUAAAGGGGGGAGAGGGUGAGAGAGAGAGAGAGAGAGAGAGAGAGAGAGAGAGAGGCCAAAUGAGAGAGAGUCAUCAGAGGCAGAAGGAGACCCGAGCGCACACACAGACAGAGGCUUAUUUAAAUGUCCUUUUUUCAUGUCUGUCGGAUCAUAAAUGCACGAGGACCUUGUAACCAUGCACCUACUGGGAAUAUCUAUUUUACUGGCUUACCUUCUCUACACCAACCUCGCCAGCGACUUCAGCCCCCGCGACUACGAUAACUACUCGGAGCAGGAGCAGAUGGACGAGCCGGAAUCUUCACCAAAGCCAGAUAUGGAGGAGAAGUUGCGUUCGGCUUCCAGUGUCGAUGAACUGAUGAAUCUUAUUUAUCCAUCGUACUGGGCCGCUCUGAAGUGCAAAUCCAAACUAUCGGCUGCCCCUUCAGCCUUCAAGCUCCAGAAUCGCCCACUGAAACCACUGGCUGAUAAAGAAGAACCAAGAUUUGCUGCUGCCUACCUCAACUUGGAUGUUCUGAAAAGUAUAGAGUCGGAGUGGAGGAAGACUCAGUGCAUGCCCAGAGAAGUGUGUGUCGACGUGGGCAGGGAGUUCGGGGCUCCCACCAACAUCUUCUAUAAACCACCCUGUGUGUCCGUCUACAGAUGUGGGGGGUGCUGCCACUCUGAAGACCAACAAUGCAGGAAUAUCUCCACUGGUUACCUGAGCAAAACUCUGUUUGAGAUCACAGUGCCAAUCACCCAAGGCACCAAGCCGGUGACCAUCAGUGUGGCGAACCACACGCAGUGCAGCUGUCUGUCCAAACUGGACGUCUACAAACAAGUCCACAGCAUCAUCAGGAGAUCCUUGUCUGAGUGCCCAGUAGCGAACAGGACAUGUCCUCCUGGUCAGUCAUGGAGCAGCAGGCAGUGUCGGUGUGUCAGUCUCAGCACCAACGUGCAGCACAACGCCCCCCCUCCGCCACUGCCCCCUCCCAGACCCUCCCAGCAGCACCUUGACAUAUUCUCAGCGGACAUUUGUGGGGUGGACAAGGAACUGGACUUGGAGACCUGUCAGUGUGCGUGUCGGCACAGGGAUCAAACUCAAAACUGCGGCCCCAACCGACACCUCGACCGCAACACCUGUCAGUGCGUCUGCAACAUUCCGCCCGCUCCCUCCUGCCCUCAGAACCACAUUGUCAACAGGGACACCUGUCAGUGCACAUGUAGCAAGACGUGUCCCCGGCACCAGCCCCUCAACAAGACUAAGUGUUCCUGCGAAUGUAACGAGUCACCUAACAAGUGUUUCCUUAAGGGAAGGAGGUUCCACCAAGCCACAUGCAGUUGUCUCAGGCCUCCCUGCGAGGUAAGGAGGCGGAGGUGUGAACCAGGUUUCUCCUUCAGCGAGGAGGUGUGUCGCUGCGUACCGGCCCACUGGAGACGACUGGACUAGCUACAGGCUAAUAAGACGCUAACAAGAUGCUAAAGAGCCGAUAACAAACUUAACAAGUAUAAUUCAUGACCCAUCUCGCUGCUGGUCGUGAGUUUCCAAGUGUUUGCAGACCCUGAUGAACGUGGGGGAACCGUAGAUAGCUCUGCUGAAAGUGGAAAAUGCACUGACUCAGAUGGAGGGAACUGCUGAGCCGGGCCCAGAAAAGGAUGAAAGGAAGUACUGAGAAAGAGAGAGAGAGAGAGAGAGAAGGUCAACACUUGACACUAGUUUUAUUAUACUGUCUAAAUAUUUUUUUUAUAUAUAUUUGGGGGGUUUUGUAUUCACUAUGUCUCAGUAUUCUUGUGUCAGAUAUUGAAUAUAUAAUUUAUUAAAUGAUGCUUUUCAAACUUUGUUUUCAAUCUUUUCCCAUGAAAAUACACUGUGAUCAUUAUUUUUGUAACAUGUAUAGUAUUUGUGUAAAAUAAAGUAUACUGAAUGAUGCAUAUUAUUUUGGUUCAUAUUGUACUGAGGCUAUUCAGUAUUUUCCUUCCAGGGAAUGGCUCUCCCACCAACCACCUGACUUUUGCCCUUGACAACUCCGUCCUAACACCACCCUGCCUGCUAUGAACCUCGGUGUGACACUCAAGAGUCAACAUUUCAGCAACACCACAUUCCGGUAGCUACAUACUGCACAACAUCAGGAGAAGAAGAAGAAGUCUCCUUCUCACUCAGAAGGCGGCCCAGGUUCUGGUCCAGGCUCUGUUCAUCGAACGCCUCGACUAACUGUUACUACUUUUACAAAUGCUAUUUCUACAAAUACUACCACAGUUAUUACAGCUCCGACCAAUACUACUUUAAUAAGUACUACUACAACUACUACAGAAACUAUUACUACUGUUAUUAAUUCUUCCACAAAUACUACUACUGCCAUUUGUUUUAACUAUGGUUA